AUGGUUCCAAGCAAACUUAUUGGGCAUUUAAAAACAAAACAUUCCACUUAUUCUGGCAAGAAUAAGGAUUUCUUUCAACGAAUAUUGAGUCAAAAUAAAAAGCAAAAGCACUUUAUGAAAUCAACUUUCACAGUCUCGGAAAAAGCAGUAGAAGCUAGCUAUCACGUUGCCAAAUUAAUUGCUCGACAGAAGCCACAUAAUUUCGGAGAAGAACUCAUGAAACCAGCCUGCCUAGAAGUUGUCGGAUUAAUGCUUGGACAGAAGGAAGCUGAAGAAGUUAGAAAAGUGUCGUUGUCCGCCGAGACUAUUAAAAGGCGCAUUGGCCAUAUGUCUGAAGAUCUGCUUGAAACGCUACUAAAUAAACUAAAAACAUUUGGAAAAUUUUCCCUUCAAAUCGACGAAACAACGGACAUCAAAAAGCAAGCACAGCUAUUGGCUGUUGUACGAUUUGUCGACGACAAUGCUAUUGCAGAAGAGUAUUUGUUUUGCAUAGAACUUCCAGAGCGAACAACUGGGCAGGACAUUUUUCGCGUGACAAACGAGUUUUUUACUGCCAACGGUAUCUACUGGAGUGAUUGCAUCAACCUUUGCACAGAUGGUGCUUCAGCAAUGUUGGGCAAAGGUAAAGGUUUUGCUACGUUGGCGAAACAGCAAAAUCCUGCCAUUCAAGUUACGCAUUGCUGCAUACAUAGAGAAGCUUUGAUGACCAAAGUGCUGCCAGAGGAACCGUCCAAAGCGAUAAAAACCUGCAUUGACAUUGUGAACUUCAUUAAAGGGAGAGCUUCGAAUUCACGUAUUUUUUGGCAUUAUGCGAAGAAAUGGGUUCAGAGCAUCAGUCAUUAUUGUACUAUACGCUUGUACGUUGGCUUUCUCGGGGAAACGUUCUCGCAAGACUCUUUGAACUUAGGCAUGAAGUGA
Messenger RNA from Styela clava, 918 nucleotides. Its product is annotated as zinc finger BED domain-containing protein 5-like. The record is from RefSeq and is a predicted model, not a curated record. Lineage: Eukaryota; Metazoa; Chordata; Ascidiacea; Stolidobranchia; Styelidae.